ACUGAUCAGUGGCUUGCCUUCGGCAUCCACGAGCCUAAGAAAGAUCUGAAGUAUCCCCUGAACUCGAACAUCAGCUCCCAAGACGGCUAUCUCGACAUUGGACAAGUAACUAAACUCGUCACGAAAUUGUUCAACGGAAAGCUUAAGCCAACAAUAAAAUCGCAAGCUAUCCCCACCGUGCAAGAAUCUGCAGUCAUCAAGAUCGUCGGGCUGAACUAUCAGGACGUCAUCCUCGACAAUAACAAGGAUGUUCUCAUUGAAUUUCUUGCCUGCAGAUGA
Pseudomassariella vexata is the source of this 279-nucleotide messenger RNA. RefSeq lists its product as uncharacterized. NCBI's taxonomy places the organism in Eukaryota, Fungi, Ascomycota, Sordariomycetes, Amphisphaeriales, Pseudomassariaceae. The annotation marks the transcript as partial. The record is from RefSeq and is a predicted model, not a curated record. The transcript has a single exon.